AUGCCGCCUGCCUCAUCAUCGGUGGCUGUGCAGCAGCAGCAGCCUCAUCUCCUUCACCUGAUUUCGGCUGCCGUGCCGUUCCGUGGCAUCGAUGUGGAUGUUGCCGCUGUGGAGCCGUUGCCAAACCUCAGAGGCAACCGCAACAGCACGGGAGUCCUCUACUGUCCUCAAGGGGUCAGUGCUGACAGCGUCCUGUUCUUAAUCAUGGCACCAAUGGCUUUGCACAAGUUGAAGGUGAAAAACGAUCUUUGGGAAUGGCAAACUCGACUGGGACACAUUUUAGAGUUUGGAAUUCUAUGCCUGCUAGUUCAAGUGGUGCUUGUUGCCAUUUGGUUCCCUGUAAACCAAGUGAUCCAGAUUCUGAUGGACUUCUUAUGCACUAAACUUCCAUUCGAAUACAUUGAAGCCUUUAAAAAAAAUGGAGCUACUGUGUGCAUACUAGCCAUCGAAUUGAUAGUGCUUCUUAAGUACUUUAGCCUCCAGGAUGUUCACGGUAUCUACGGGUCCGAGGACGAAUUGGUCACAGAAAGCACCCUAUUGGUCUUGGCAAAGCGGCAGAAGACUCUGGAGCGCAGGGCGAUGCGAAUGCAGAGACAGUACUAA
Messenger RNA from Drosophila kikkawai, 603 nucleotides. RefSeq lists its product as uncharacterized. The record is from RefSeq and is a predicted model, not a curated record. NCBI's taxonomy places the organism in Eukaryota, Metazoa, Arthropoda, Insecta, Diptera, Drosophilidae.